UAUUUGCAUUAACAAAUCUGCGCCGCAUUUGCUUUUUAAAGUUUACAGUUUCCCGCUUGCACGUAUUUUCCCUAAUGGUCAGCGUGCCCUUUAUCACAUUUGCCGGCAACCACAGCUUUUGACUUGAAUCUCGCGUGUUUGGAAAAAAAACCCGGCCAGUUCGGCGGAACAAACUUGGUCUCGUUUGUUUUUGUUGCACUGCACGGACUGGGACAGGAAGAUGUGGAUUUUUGCUAUUCUAAUUGGAAUUUACGGAUCCUUCGUGACCGCGCAGCAAAAUCCCACGAUAACAUUUAUUACAAAAGAAAUUGUGGCCGAUCUUGGCGGGACCAUUGAUCUGAAAUGUGCCGUACAAUUUGCCAAAGAUUUCCCCGUGAUGUGGAUGCGGCGGGGAUACGCCGAUAGCACGGACACCCCGCUUUCAUUUCGAGGAUCACGUAUUGUUCCUGACAAUCGCUACUCUGUGCGCUACGAUGAGACGAGCAUGACAUUUGUAUUACAAAUCCAGGAUCUCCAGGAGACCGAUCAGGGAGUUUACCAGUGCCAAAUACCCAUUAAUAAUGUUAAUAAAAUCACGGCGGAGGUUCCAGUUCAUAUUCGCAGACCGCCUGUAAUAUCGGACGAUUCCACACGGGAUUUGAUAAUUGGUCGCGGUGAGGAUGUCGGUUUGUUCUGCAAUGCUACUGGCUUUCCCCAUCCCAAAAUAUCAUGGAGACGGCAGGGGAAUGCCGCAUUACCGACCGGUGGCGCUGUUUACCAUGGAACCGAUUUAAAAAUUUUCGACAUACAAAAAGAACAUCGUGGAACAUACAUCUGCACAGCGGAUAAUGCGGUUGGCCAGGGUGAUCGAAGGAAUAUUAACAUACGGGUCGAAUUUUCGCCGAUUGUGCGUGUCCCACGGGAUCGCGUUGGUCAAGCACUAUUCUAUGAACGGGAACUGGAGUGCAUCGUGGAAGCCUUUCCGCCGCCGCAGGUGGAAUGGGUGUUUGAGGGACGGAAAAUAGUCAGCGAUCAAUAUUACGAUGUUUCAACAUUUUCCGUUGUUAAUGAGGUCACCGAGAUGAAAUUGCGGGUCAAGAAUAUCCAGAAAAAACACUAUGGCAUCUACCAGUGUGUAGCGCACAAUAAGCUGGGCUCCGCCACCGGCAAAGUUGACCUCUAUGCCACCCAGUUCCCCAUGGAUACCGGAAGGAAAGCACAGGCACUGGGUCUUAGCGGCAACAACGCCGCACCCGGCACCUUCCUGUCCACUUUCCCCAUCCAGCUGACCUCCUACACCAUCCUCCUUCUCACGCUGGCCAUUAUCUGAGCAAAUAUUCCCAACAUGUGACGGUUCAUACGAAAUCCUGAGGAUCUUCUCCACAGAUAAAUUAUUCAACAUGUUGGCCAGCUGUAGACGAUAUAGAGAAAGAGGCACAUGCACGCGAUAUAUACACUCCAAGAUUUGUGCCGCCGAUGGACUUAAUCUUUCUUUUAUUGUGGUGCAAAUUAGUCCAUCUAAUCCUGUUAGUGUCAGUCAUACCCUUUCCGCGUGGGUUUGGCCGGGGCUUCUUAUGGUCAUCAUAUUAUAUUAUCUGUCUGUGAGCGUUGUGCCCGUGCUGGUCUUUUGCAGUGUGUAUGUAUUUAGCAGAUACUGGAUGGAUUUUAGCAGUUUGCAGCGGUUGCGCCCAGAUUUGUCAGUUUGCAGUCCAGAUUUUCCGGUCACAUCAAACCUCGUACCAAAAUGUAUCUUGGACCAAUUUUCUAAUCUCUUUUGAAUUGUUUCUUAAAUCGUUGUUUGUUAAGCUGUACAUUUUUGAGUUGCCUUGUAUUAUAUAUCGAUUUUAUGUACGAGUAAUUUUUGU
Molecule: messenger RNA, 1844 nt
Organism: Paramacrobiotus metropolitanus
Lineage: Eukaryota; Metazoa; Tardigrada; Eutardigrada; Parachela; Macrobiotidae
Product: lachesin-like
Exons: 6
Coding region: 221-1309 (362 amino acids)
Cellular component (GO): neuron projection
Source: RefSeq, a predicted model, not a curated record